This is a messenger RNA of Cucumis melo (muskmelon), 1089 nucleotides long. RefSeq names its product agamous-like MADS-box protein MADS3. Gene Ontology annotation, biological process: positive regulation of transcription by RNA polymerase II. The transcript has 8 exons. Gene Ontology annotation, molecular function: RNA polymerase II cis-regulatory region sequence-specific DNA binding; DNA-binding transcription factor activity, RNA polymerase II-specific; protein dimerization activity. The coding region runs from base 203 to 913 and encodes 236 amino acids. NCBI's taxonomy places the organism in Eukaryota, Viridiplantae, Streptophyta, Magnoliopsida, Cucurbitales, Cucurbitaceae. Gene Ontology annotation, cellular component: nucleus. The record is from RefSeq and is a predicted model, not a curated record.
AGGGAAAGAGAGGGUUUUGGAGAGUAACAAAGAUAAAAGUUGGAAAUGGACAAGCUAAGGUAAGGGAGAGGAACUAUAAAAACCAACAAGAACACUUACACACACUUUGUUGAACAUAUAAUAUGUGGUUUUAGUUUUAUUUUGAGAUCGAGGUCAGAGAACAGAGAACAAGAAGAAGAAGGAAUUAGAUCAUAAUAUCAUAAUGGGAAGGGGAAAAGUAGUGCUUGAAAGAAUAGAGAACAGAGUGAAUCGUCAAGUGACCUUCUCAAAGAGAAGAAAUGGGUUAUUGAAGAAGGCUUCUGAACUCUCUGUGCUUUGUGAUGUUGAUGUUGCUCUCAUCAUCUUCUCUACUCGUGGAAAGCUCUUUGAAUUUGGCAGCACUGACAUGAACAAAAUCCUUGAGAGGUAUCACCAGCAAUGUUACACUUCUGGAUCAACCACCAAUCUUGAUGAGAGUGACAUACAGAUAGAGGAGGUGUCAAAGCUGAGAGCUAAAUAUGAAUCUCUUCAACGUUCCUAUAGGAAUUUUCUUGGAGAAGAACUUGAACCAUUGAGCUUAAAAGAGUUGCAUAAUCUUGAAAAACAGUUGGACAAAACUCUUUCACAAGCCAGACAGCGGAAGGCUGAAAUAAUGCUUCAAAAAUUAGCAGACUUACACAAAAUGGAGCAGGACCUUGGAGAUCAAAAUAAUCAGCUCAAGUCAAAGCUCGAAAAAGAUCAAGACCAACAAUGUGUGCAAGAACAGGAAGGUGGUGAGGAAGAUCCAAAGAAUUACGAAGUUGUAAGAGCUGAUGACCCAAACAUGGUCAACACCACCAGGUACUUUGAAGCCCAAGAAGAAGAAGAAGAAGAAGAAGAGUGCAGGGGGAUGAUAGACGGUGGAAGUAACUUAAUCCCAGAUUGGCUACUUUGAUAGAUCUCAUUAAUUAUAUGUCUAUAUGAAAUAUGCUCCGAUCCCCCCUAAUUUUUAUUCUCUAUUAUUCUUCACAAAUAAAGUAAUUAGGAUCAUGAUGCAUGGGGGAACCUUGGAUAUUAAAUUAUAUAUAUCUAUAUAGAAAUCUUCCUAUUAUAUAUUUAAUAAAUAUCUCU